This is a messenger RNA of Centropristis striata (black sea bass), 512 nucleotides long. RefSeq names its product cytochrome c oxidase subunit 7A2, mitochondrial (gene cox7a1). Gene Ontology annotation, biological process: mitochondrial electron transport, cytochrome c to oxygen; mitochondrial respirasome assembly; regulation of oxidative phosphorylation. Lineage: Eukaryota; Metazoa; Chordata; Actinopteri; Perciformes; Serranidae. Bases 19 to 390 code for a protein of 123 amino acids. The transcript is spliced from 4 exons. The record is from RefSeq and is a predicted model, not a curated record.
CAGAAACACUGAUACUGUAUGUGUUUCUCUCUCUCUGUGUGUGUGUGUGUGUGUGUGUGUGUGUGUGUGUGUGUGCAUGUGUGCGUGCAUGUCCUUGUCAGGGUGAAGCGAGGCAGCGCAGCUCGACACUCAGCUACAGACAUGAAUCACCUCCUGAAAGUUCCAGUUCUAGCCAUGAGCCGCGCCUUCAGCAGCUCCGCCAGACAGCUGAGGAACAAAGUCCCCGAGGCCCAGAAACUCUUCCAGCAGGACAACGGGCUGCCGGUCCACAUCAAGGGAGGGUCCUCCGACGUCCUGCUCUACCGUAUCACCAUGGCGAUAACUAUCGGAGGAUGCAGCUACUCUCUGUACUGGCUGCUCUUCGCCUCAAUGCCUCAGAAGAAAGCAUAGAGGAGAGACGUUGCCGGGCCCCGCUCCACCUAACUCUGCUGUUUAUUGUGUGUAAUUAUAUUUUUUUAUCACAACCGUUGCAACGAUGGAUGUGUAUAAAGUGUGAAAAGAUUUAAACCAAA